This is a messenger RNA of Rubroshorea leprosula, 1385 nucleotides long. NCBI's taxonomy places the organism in Eukaryota, Viridiplantae, Streptophyta, Magnoliopsida, Malvales, Dipterocarpaceae. The record is from the annotation of a GenBank genome assembly.
CCUCUCUUGAGGAAAAUUGGCAAAAAGCUUAAGUUUUUCCCUUGCUUUCUUGUCCAAGAACAAGAAUUAGGACCUAAAAGCCUCAUAAAGCAAGAAAAAUCCCAGAUCUAGUUGCCUUCCUCCUCCCCUGCCGUCGAUUUCAACUUGGUGUGGGUGUGAAUUUCUUAAUUUUUGGUUGCUAUGAGUUCCUCCAUUUCUUUUCCCCGUCGGCUUCCUUCCCAGCCGGACCUGGUGCUACUUGCCGGAAGAUUUUGGGUAUGUGGCAACCCCUUGAAUUCAACUUUUACCCAUUUAAUUGCUAAAACUAUCCAUGUAAUUGCUGCCCCUGUAUUGUUCAAUUUCUGCCGAAAUAUAGAAGAAAUUGUAGCACUUCAAGUUGUGUUCUUAAGUGUUCUGUCACCCGAGCACUUGGCUCGAGUUUCCGGUAUUACGUGAUUUGAGGUAAGUAAAUUAUGAUAAUGCCUUUCGAUUUCAAAGCGUGUUUUAAAUUGUUUUUGAGAUGGUGGCAAGGUUUAAAUUAAUUUUAUUAGCACCAAGCAUGAUUGGUUUGAAAUGAAAUUGUUUUCAUUUGCAUUGAGUAGAGCAUGCCUACUUGGAAUUUGCUUAACUGCCUUGAUGAUCUGAGAAUUUUGUAAAUUUUGAUUUUUCUGUUAAAUCCAUGCGCACAUGGAAUUUUCUGCUUUAUUCUGAAAUUUGAGAUUGAUUGUGAAUUACGAAUUUUUCCUAUAAAUCCUGCAUGGUUUUGUCUCUGAUAUAGUCAUGAUUACUGACGCCCGCUAGUGGGAGUUUGCAAACGCUAGCACAUGUCAACAUGUUUACUGAUAUGACCGGUUCAUUCUGUAAUCUUGCCAAUGGGAUAAUACAUUGGUAAUUACUGACACUUGCCAAUGGGCGAAUACAUUGGUAAUUACUGACGCCUGCCAAUGGGAGUUUGUUAAACACUGGUUAUUAUUGAUGCUUACCAAUGGGAGUUGUUAAACACUGGUUAUUACUGACGCCUACCAGUGGGAGUUGUUAAACACUGACCAUGACUUAUAGAUGAGACUACUACUAAAUUUUCUUCUGCAUUAAUGGUUUAUUAUUGAACGUUUUGUUAUGUUAAACUGUUUAUCAAGCAUGCUAAAAUUUUAUUCAUGGGCUAUCCAUAUUUUUACUUAUUGAGAUAUUUUAUCUCACCUAGUUUUUCCUUGUCCACCACUUCAGGUAGUGAUAUCAGACACAUGGGGAGUCGGGGGAGCGACGAACUAGAUAGCUAGGCAUUAUUUUGGACUUAGAUCUUUUGGAGUUAGGCCGCUAGUCUCACAUGGUUAACCUAAAUAACCAUAUUUGUGUACAGAGUUUCCUUGGUUAUAGCCAUAACUAUCUUAUAAACUGUUGUACAUCUU